AUGUCCGCUUGCCAGCAGGAGUUGCAGUCCGAUCCAGGGACUUCUUUUCUAAGAGCAGCCAGAGCAGGCCAACUGGAUAAAGUACUGCAACUGCUAGAAUCGGGAGUUGGCAUAAACACCUCAAAUGCGUCCGAUCCAGGGACUUCUUUUCUAAGAGCAGCCAGAGCAGGCCAACUGGAUAAAGUACUGCAGCUGCUAGAAUCGGGAGUUGGCAUAAACACCUCAAAUGCGAAUGGUCUGAACGCGCUGCAUCUAGCAGCCAAAGAUGGCCACAUUGAAAUCGUCACAGAACUGCUGAAGAGAGGGUGCACAGUCGACGCUGCCACUAAGAAAGGGAAUACUGCUCUGCAUAUUGCUGCCUUGGCGGGACAGGAAGAGGUGGCCAGGAUCCUGGUUGAAGAGGGCGCCGGUGUGAAUGUGCAGUCGCUGAAUGGCUUCACGCCGCUCUACAUGGCCGCGCAGGAGAAUCACGACGGAGUCGUCAAGUUUCUGUUGUCAAAGGGCGCCAAUCAAGGCCUCGCCACUGAGGAUGGAUUUACACCGUUGGCAGUAGCCAUGCAGCAGGGGCAUGACAAAGUGGUGGCGGUUCUGCUCGAAAAUGAUUCGAGGGGAAAAGUGCGGCUGCCUGCCCUCCACAUCGCUGCCAAAAAGGACGAUUGCAAAGCCGCUGCUCUACUCUUGCAGAAUGAACAUAACCCAGAUGUGACAUCGAAGAGUGGCUUCACACCUCUGCACAUAGCUGCCCACUACGGCAACCAGAACAUAGCCAAUCUCCUGCACCAGAAAGGUGCUGAUGUCAACUAUGCUGCCAAGCACAACAUUUCACCGUUGCACGUGGCGUCGAAGUGGGGCAAACUGUCGAUGGUGCAGCUGCUGCUGGAGAAGGGGGCCAACAUAGAGGCCAAGACCAGGGACGGCCUCACGCCCCUCCACUGCGCCGCGCGGUCCGGUCACGACCAGGUCGUCGACCUACUCGUCGAGAACAAGGCGCCGCUCUGCUCCAAGACCAAGCACAACAUUUCGCCGCUGCACGUGGCGUCGAAGUGGGGCAAACUGUCGAUGGUGCAGCUGCUGCUAGAGAAGGGGGCCAACAUAGAGGCCAAGACCAGGGACGGCCUCACGCCCCUCCACUGCGCCGCGCGGUCCGGUCACGACCAGGUCGUCGACCUACUCGUCGAGAACAAGGCGCCGCUCUGCUCCAAGACCAAGAACGGGCUGUCUCCACUGCACAUGGCGUCACAGGGCGACCACGUGGACGCAGCUCGCAUCCUGCUCUACCACGGCGCACCGGUCGACGAGGUGACGGUCGACUACCUCACAGCCCUCCACGUGGCCGCCCACUGCGGGCAUGCACGCGUCGCCAAGAUGCUACUCGACCGCAGCGCAGACCCCAAUGCGCGUGCGCUCAACGGAUUCACCCCCCUCCACAUCGCCUGCAAAAAGAACCGCAUCAAGGUCGUCGAGUUGCUACUGAAGUAUGGCGCCUCCAUCGAGGCUACCACUGAGAACGGGCUGUCUCCACUGCACAUGGCGUCACAGGGCGACCACGUGGACGCAGCUCGCAUCCUGCUCUACCACGGCGCACCGGUCGACGAGGUGACGGUCGACUACCUCACAGCCCUCCACGUGGCCGCCCACUGCGGGCAUGCGCGCGUCGCCAAGAUGCUGCUCGACCGCAGCGCAGACCCCAAUGCGCGUGCGCUCAACGGAUUCACCCCCCUCCACAUCGCCUGCAAAAAGAACCGCAUCAAGGUCGUCGAGUUGCUACUGAAGUAUGGCGCCUCCAUCGAGGCUACCACUGAGUCGGGCCUGACACCACUGCACGUUGCCAGCUUCAUGGGCUGUAUGAACAUCGCGAUCUACCUGCUGCAGCACGAGGCGGGUGCCGACGUGGCAACAGUGCGCGGCGAGACCCCCCUCCACCUGGCUGCGCGCGCAAACCAAACGGACAUUGUGCGCAUCCUUCUGCGCAAUGGAGCCAGCGUCGAUGCGCGCGCACGCGAACACCAGACCCCGCUGCAUGUCGCCAGUCGGUUGGGCAACGCAGACAUCUGCAUGCUAUUGCUGCAGCAUGGCGCUCAAGUCGAUGCCACCACCAACGAUCUGUACACGCCGCUGCAUAUCACUGCCAAGGAGGGACAGGAUGAGUCGGGCCUGACACCACUGCACGUUGCCAGCUUCAUGGGUUGCAUGAACAUCGCGAUCUACCUGCUGCAGCACGAGGCGGGUGCCGACGUGGCAACAGUGCGCGGCGAGACCCCCCUCCACCUGGCUGCGCGCGCAAACCAAACGGACAUUGUGCGCAUCCUUCUGCGCAACGGAGCCAGCGUCGAUGCGCGCGCACGUGAACACCAGACCCCGCUGCAUGUCGCCAGUCGGUUGGGCAACGCAGACAUCUGCAUGCUAUUGCUGCAGCAUGGCGCUCAAGUCGAUGCCACCACCAACGAUCUGUACACGCCGCUGCAUAUCACUGCCAAGGAGGGACAGGAUGAGGUGGCUGCAUUACUGAUUGAGAACGGAGCAUGUCUGGCGGGAACCACCAAGAAGGGCUUCACUCCACUCCACCUGGCGGCCAAAUAUGGAAACAUCAAAGUUGCACGACUGCUCCUUCAGCGCGAUGCUCCCGUUGAUGCACAAGGAAAGAACGGUGUAACCCCAUUGCACGUGGCUUCACACUAUGACAACCAGAACGUGGCUUUGCUUCUACUCGACAAAGGUGCUUCGCCCCAUGCUACCGCCAAAAAUGGACACACUCCGCUACACAUAGCCGCUAGGAAAAAUCAGAUGGAAAUAGCGACGACGCUGCUGGAGUAUGGAGCACAUGCCAAUGCCGAGUCGAAGGCUGGCUUCAGUCCUCUGCACCUGAGCGCACAGGAGGGCCACACCGACAUGACGUCACUGCUCAUCGAACACCAGGCCGAUGUCAACCAUCAGUCAAAGAACGGACUGACGCCGCUGCACUUGUGUGCCCAAGAAGACAAAGUGAACGUCGCGUCGAUUCUCGUCAAGAAUGGUGCCAAAGUUGACUCCACAACAAAAGCGGGCUACACACCGUUGCACGUGGCGUGCCACUUUGGCCAGCUGAACAUGGUGCGCUUUCUGCUGAGUCAGGGUGCCAAUGUGCAGGCGGCCACCAGUCUUGGUUACACUCCCCUCCACCAGGCGGCGCAGCAGGGCCAUUCGCUCAUCAUCACCCUGCUGCUCGAGCACCAUGCCAACCCCAACGCUCAAACCAAUAACGGCCAAACAGCUCUGAACAUAGCGAACAAACUCGGCUACAUAACCGUCAUCGAAACGCUGAAAGUGGUGACUGAGACGACCACGAUAACGACCAUCACCUCCACCACCACCACCACCACCACAAUCGAGGAGAAGUACAGAGUGGUGGCUCCCGAGGCCAUGCAGGAGACCUUCAUGUCCGACUCGGAGGAUGACGGAGGCUCUUUUUCCUGUAAAAUAGUCGACUACAAUGCGAUCCACUUUGAGCUGUCAGCAUUCGUUACAAAUGUCAUCAAUGCUUCUCAUUCUGACAGUUUGAAGUGA
This is a messenger RNA of Nilaparvata lugens (brown planthopper), 3543 nucleotides long. Its product is annotated as ankyrin-3. Gene Ontology annotation, biological process: protein localization to T-tubule; regulation of cardiac muscle contraction. Bases 1 to 3543 code for a protein of 1180 amino acids. Gene Ontology annotation, cellular component: T-tubule. The record is from RefSeq and is a predicted model, not a curated record. The transcript is spliced from 20 exons. NCBI's taxonomy places the organism in Eukaryota, Metazoa, Arthropoda, Insecta, Hemiptera, Delphacidae. Gene Ontology annotation, molecular function: protein binding.